This is a messenger RNA of Vigna unguiculata (cowpea), 1698 nucleotides long. RefSeq names its product wall-associated receptor kinase 2-like. Lineage: Eukaryota; Viridiplantae; Streptophyta; Magnoliopsida; Fabales; Fabaceae. The record is from RefSeq and is a predicted model, not a curated record.
CCAGCCAUUUCAGUCCUACCCAUGUGGUUAUGCAUUUCUGGUUAAAGAGGGAGCCUACAAUUUCUCCAUGGCAGACCUCGUCAAUUUUUACAGCAGCAACAACACGUUUCCUGUGGUUAUGGAUUGGACAGUGGGGAACACGUGCCUAGAUGCUCAGAAUAAUGCUUCAAGUUAUGCGUGCAAGGCAAAGUACAGUGAAUGUCGCAAUGCAGAGGUGGGAUCUGGUUACCACUGUCAAUGCUCCACUGGUUUUCGGGGAAACCCUUACCUACCUCAUGGUUGUCAAGAUGUUGAUGAAUGCACUGAGGCAUCUCACGACUGUUUAAAGGGUAGAUCAAUAUGCAGCAACACAAUAGGGAGCUACAGUUGUUCUUGUCCAAAGGGAUAUGAAGGAGACGGAAAAAUUAGUGGAAGCGGAUGUGUGAUCAGCAGUAACCGCAAAUUCAUAAUUUCUUUCGGUGUGAGUGGAAGUAUAUUGGCACUGCGGGGAACCUUAUAUCUGUGUUGUACAUUAAAGAAAAGAAAACUCAACAAACUUAAAGAACACUUUUUUCAACUAAACGGUGGCCUAUUGUUACAGCAACAGAUAAGCAGGUUUUGUGGAUCAAAUGAAUUGACGAAAGUCUUUACUGUGGAAGAACUAAAAGAGGCCACCAACAAUUUCAGUGAAGAGAUGGUCUUAGGCGCAGGUGGGGAGGGAACAGUUUGCAAAGGAAUAUUACCUGAUAAUAGAACUGUAGCAAUUAAAAAGUCGAGAAUUAGUAACCCAAACCAAAUUGAGCAUUUCAUCAAUGAGGUGAUUCUGCUUUGUCAAAUUAACCAUAGAAAUGUGGUGAAACUCUUGGGAUGUUGUUUAGAGACAGAGGUUCCCUUACUUGUUUAUGAAUUCGUUCCCAAUGGAACUGUUUACGAACAUCUCCACGAUCAAACAAAAUCUUUAAGACUUACAUGGAAAAGAAGAUUACAAAUAGCAGUUGAAACUGGUGGGGCCCUGGCUUACUUGCAUUCUGCUACCCAUGCACCAAUCGUACAUAGAGAUGUGAAAACUUCAAACAUACUACUUGAUCACAAUCUGACUGCAAAGGUUUCUGAUUUUGGAGCUUCAAAGAUUAUUCCUCUUGAUCGAACACAGUUAACGACUUUGGUGAUGGGGACACUGGGAUAUCUUGACCCACAAUACUUCCACUCAAGCCAGUUAACAGAUGAUGUGUAUAGUUUUGGAGUUGUCCUAGUCGAACUGCUAACAGGAGAGAAGGCACUCUCUUUUGAAAGGCCAGAGGCCCAUAGAAACCUAGCGAUUCACUUCCUUUCUUCAAUGAAUGAGGGUCGGUUACUUAGCAUUGUCGAUUGCCGCAUAAUAGAUGAGGCAAAUGUUGAGCAACUAAUGGGUGUUGCAAAUAUUGCAAGGCAUUGUUUAAGGUUGAAGGGGGAGGAAAGACCCACCAUGAGAGAAGUGGCCAUGGAACUUGAAGAAAUCAACAUUGUGGAGAAGCACCAAUGGGAAACAAUCAACUUGUCAUCAGAGGAGACUGAAACUCUUCUCAAAGCAACACCAUCAUCUUCUUUUAGGGUAGAUGGUGUUAACAGAGGAAGCAUGCAUUCUGGCUCUGAUAUUUUAAACCGAAUUUCUUUUUCCUUAACUAGUGGAAGAUGAUUUCCCAAGACUGUUAUUAUUCAAGACUAGAGGGAAAUCAACAU